UAAAAAAGAUUAAUUUUUUAAACUCUUUAUUAAUUAAUUCCUUAAAAGCUCAUUUUUUUCUAAUUCAAUAAUUAAAUGAAAAUAAAAAGAAUAAAAAUCAUAGAGGAAGAUGCUUUUUCCCAAAAAAUGCUAGAUGUUAAAAAUUCAUUUUAUUAGUCCCAAAAUAAAUGUGUUAAUUCAAAAAAAGAGGGAAAUUUUAAAUUUUAGAUUGAUUCUGGUUUUUUUCUUAGAUAUUCAUUUAUGUGAUCUAAACAUAAAAUACUGUAAUUUAUAUCAUAUUCAUCUUCAGGAAUAUUCAGAAAAGGCAAAGACUUAAAAGAAGGCAAAAUAAUAUUAUUUCCUUCAUUUUAAACAGCUUAUAUUUGUGCAAUUUUGUUCAUAUAUUUAUCUGAUUUAGUUAAAAAAAUCAACUUAUGGUUAAAAAAAUCCCCGAAAUAAUUAGUAAGUGCAAGUGCACUUUCAUAAUUUAAUAAAAGAAGUAUUUUUUUCCAUAAUCCUAAGGACAAUAAUCCCCUAUAGACAUAAAAAGGAAACGAAUUGUAAUUAUUUUCAGGAAUGUUUUAAUAUCUAAAUUACAAGUAUUACGGAUGUAUAAUUUCUAGAAUAUUAGAUAAAGCAAUAGAAGCCAAAAUACUUAAAUUUUAUUGCUUUUUAACGUAUUAUUUAUUAUAAUAGUCAAAUAAAGAAUCAUUCAGGUUUCUUGAUUAAGUCGAAUUUGGUGAAAAUUUAAAAGCCAAACUCAUUAUAUAAUUUCCUGUUUUUUAUGAAAGAUCGUAUUUAUUACAUAUAUAUAUACAUAAACGAAAAACCUCAAAUUUUUCUAAAGUUCAAAGUAUAAAAAUUAUAUUUUUUUAAUUUAUAUUUGAUAAAUUUUCCUCUGAUUUUAUUUCUGUUAAGUACUUAUUAGUUUAGUUUAUUGAAUUUAUAUAAUUUAUUAUUUUUAGCAUUUAUUUAUCAGUUAUUUUUAUAUUUGGGCGCGUUUUUAUUUAAUGAAUUUUUUAAAUUAAGUCUUUUUAUUGGAGUAUUUAUUAUUUAUUUUCUUCCAGUUAAUUUAUUCCUUGUUGUUAAUUAUCUUAUUAUUAGUUUUCUUCUUCUUAUUCGUUUACUAAUGUAAAGGAGAUAUCUGUUAUAUUGGUUUAGUCUUUCAUUGAUUAAUUGAGGAUAAUUGAAAUAUUAGAUUGUUAUUUUUUUAAUAUUAACCAUUCGUCAUCAGGAUCAAAGUUUGUUAGAUGAUCGAAAUCCUAUUGACAUUAUUAUAUAAAAUCAAAUGAUAAUUCAUCUAUUUUAUUAGAAGAGUUUUAAUUUUUAUUUGAUUUUUCCUCUUUUUUAUCUUAUUUUUCAUUAUUUUAUUAAUUAUAAUUGAUAUUGUCUUCAACUUCAUAAUAUUAAUUAUUAUUAUUAUGGUCUUCUUAAUUUUUUUUUUUUUUUUCAUCUGUUUUAUUUUAAUCAAUAUCUUCUUAUUCAUCUUCAUUAACUUCAAUUAUUUAAUCAGAUUAUUCUUUUAAUUGAUUAUUAUUUUUAUUUUCUAUAAAAGAUAUAUCAUCAUUAAAUUCCAAAAUUUGCUAAUAUUUAGAAUUAUUUUCUUAAUAAUCUUGUUCUUAAGCUUCUUUAACUAGAUCUUCCAAAACUAACGUAGCGUAUCUUUUAAUAAUCCCAUGAAUUUAUUUAUUAGGCAAAAGAGACCUAAAUUAAAUAACGACUUCAAGAAUUUAAUGCCAUUAUUCAAUAUUAUCUAAACAUUCAAUUGCUCUUAAAGGCUCUUUAAUUUGAAUAAAAAGUUCUGCCGCUUUUUGGUAAUUUUCAGAAAUAUAAAAACUUUCUGCUGAGCUUUUUAAAUUUCCAGACAAUAAGUAAGAUUCUGCUGCUUUUAAAUAAUUUUAACUGCUAAAAAAACAUUUCGCAGCUUCUUCAUAUUUUUUAACUUUUAGGAAAUAUUCUCCUAUUUAUUCAAAGGUUUUUUAGGCUUUUUUUUUCUUUAUUUCUAAUUCUUAUUAGAUUUUAAGUUGGUCUUUUUUUGAUAUAUUUGAAUAUUCCAUAAUUCCUUAUUAUAAAUAAUUUUCUUCUCUUUAAAUUUCUUCAAGUUCUUCUUUUACUUAUUAAGCUAAAUAUAAAUUUUAGGCUUUUUCUAAAAAUUCUUCAUUACCACUUUUACUAAAACAUAGAAAUGCCUAUUCAAAAAACCCGUUUUAAAGCAUUUUUUCGCCUUGUUUUAGCCAAUUUUCUUUACUAGUUUUUUAAAGGAAUUUUUCUACAAAAUUAGUUCCUUUAAACAUUUCAACAGCUUUAAGUUUUAGCCAAAAAGAUUCGAUUGCUUAUCGGUUUUUAGGUUUUUGGUCGUAUAUUAAAAUCCUUUUUUUAGCUCUAGUUAUGGAUACAUAUAAAGCUUUUAAUUCAAUACAUAAACCAGCGAAAUCUUUACUGUUUAAAGAUGAUUUAUAUUAGGAUAAUUAAUUUGUAUCCAAUUCCAUAUUUACUAACUCGAUUUUUUGAGAAUUAGGAAGCUUUAUUCCAUAAAAGGAGUCACUUUUAAUCUCACUGUCUAAUUAGGCUAAUUUUUAUAGCCUAUUUUAUCUAUUAGUCGAACGAGUUUAAAUUUCUUCUAUUUUUAAUUAAUUUAAGCUAAUAAUCAUAUGCUUGGCAUUCCAAUUAUCCAUAUAAUUUUCGUAUGAAUAUUAUUCUUUCUCUGAUUUUAGUUUUUUAAGUUAUUCUUAAUCUUCAUAUUCUUAUUUUAUAAUUUCAUUUCUUUCAUUUCUAAUUUAUUCUAAAGCAAUUAAUCUUUAUUAAUUCUUUUCGUUUAGAAUUCUCUCAUGUUCAUCGACGUCAAUAAUAUUAGAACUGAAUUUUAAUUAUCUUAAAAUCCCAUAUUAAUCAAUUACAUCAGAAUCAGUAAAGAAAUCAAAAAUAAUAACAUCAUCGAAUUCUAGUCCUUUAGAUUCAUAAAUAGUUAGACACAAAGCAUGUUAUAAUUAAGCAGGUAAUCGCUUUUUAGCUUCCUAAUUUCUAACUAAAACAACUUAAUUACAACCAAAUUCUAUAUUACUUCUCUCACUUUUCUCUUCUCCAGUUAAAGCCCAAAAUAAUGCUUCUAAAUCUUCACUUCCUAUUAUUAGUGGAAUAGGUCCUUCUUUAGGAGAUUAUUCUUUCCUUAAUCUAUCUAUAGUGGAGGAAAAGAAAAAUUCUAAAAUAUCGAUAAUAGAAUUUGCUAGAGUAAGAAUUUGUCUAUGAGUUCUAAAAUUAAUGUUUAAUUGUUUUACA
Molecule: messenger RNA, 3255 nt
Organism: Ichthyophthirius multifiliis
Lineage: Eukaryota; Ciliophora; Oligohymenophorea; Hymenostomatida
Exons: 2
Source: RefSeq, a predicted model, not a curated record